Messenger RNA from Morchella sextelata, 723 nucleotides. RefSeq lists its product as uncharacterized. Gene Ontology annotation, cellular component: nucleus. The record is from RefSeq and is a predicted model, not a curated record. Bases 1 to 723 code for a protein of 240 amino acids. Gene Ontology annotation, biological process: DNA alkylation repair; regulation of DNA-templated transcription. The transcript has a single exon. Lineage: Eukaryota; Fungi; Ascomycota; Pezizomycetes; Pezizales; Morchellaceae.
AUGGCCACCCCACCACGCCGCCCGCCCCUAACCCACUUCCUCAGCAUCCCAUUACACACGCCCGCCGCCCUCCCCGCCCUCCAAACCGCCCUCUCCGACCUCACCACCCUCCUUGCCCCGCGCCUCCCCGCCGCCGCAAUCCGCCCCGCAGUUACCCUCCACCUCACCCUCGGCGUCAUGUCCCUUCCCACCCCCGAGCAGGUCCAGUCCGCGGUCUCAUUCCUCGCAUCUCUAGACCUGCCAGGAAUCUUACGCUCCGUGACACCUGCCCCCGCAGCCCAAACACCCCCCCAGCCCGUAGAAGGCCAAACCCCUCCACCCCCACCACCACUAAAGAUCACACUCCACAACCUCACUUCCCUCGGCGCCCCGUACCGCGCCACCGUCCUAUACACCGCCCCCCACGACGCCACUGGCCGUCUCCCCCGCUUUGCCGAGCACAUCCGCUCCCUCUUCGCCGCCGCGGGGUUUUUACUGCCUGAGACGCGGCCGCUGCUGCUGCAUGCGACGGUCGUGAACACGGUGUACAUCAGCGGCCGUGGGCGUGGGCGCGGGCGAGUGACGUUUGAUGCGGCGGAGGCGCUGGAGUGGGGCAGGGGUCGGGUGUUUGCGGAGGAGGUGGAGGUGGCGGGAGUGUGUGUUUGUAGGAUGGGGGAGGUGAUGGUGGAGGGUGUGAGCCAGGGGUAUUUGGAGGUGGGGAGGGGGGUGUUGGGGGAUGUAUGA